CUUCAAGACAAGAGCAAGCAAAGCAAGACGAGAAGAGGACGGGGAUGCCUGCUGCGAUUGUGUUGCCGGUGACAGUGGCUGCAGUGACGGCGCUGCUGUCGUUCAUACUGCCUCGCACGCACCUCGGCACUGUCAUCUCGUUGGAGCCCGGGUUUGAUGCCAUGUUUGUGAAUUCCCACUAUGGCAUGGAGGUGCUGGCGGAAGGCUUCGAUUGGGCUGAGGGACCCGCCUGGCUGCCACACAACAACGCCCUCAACCUGGAGCCCGGCGUCGUGUUUUCGGCCGUGCGCGAGAAUGCCAUUUACAUCUACACAGAACACGGUGGCCGAGACCGGGAUGCUGGCGUCUUUCACGUCGAUACACACGCCGGAUGUGACGGCGAUGACUGCAAGCAGAUGGUUGAGCCUGGCACGAAUGGAUUGGUGUACCACGAGAAGCUGGAAGGGCUGAUCCGAUGCGAACAUGGCCGACGCGUGCUGGGAAUUACGCUUGCAGACGACAAGCACGUUGUUCUGGCAUCCUCCUUUGAGGGCCACCGGUUCAACAGCCCGAAUGAUGUCACCAUCAUGCCAAACGGCGAUGUUAUCUUCACCGACCCCCCUUACGGACUCAACUUCAAGAAUGAGACAGACAACUUUGAGGCGAGCGCUCAUCGCGACCUCAACUACAAUGGCGUCUUCCUCCUCACUCUCAAGCAAAUGCAGGCUGCCAUUGCCUCGGGUUCGCCGCAGGAGCCAAAGCGCCUGCGAAUGUUGUCCAAGAUGGCUCGCCCCAACGGCAUCGCCGCAAACGGCACAAACGCCUUUGUCAUCAGCAACUGCGAAGCCAGCCCCCGCGGCUUCUGGGCGCGAUGCAAGCUUGAUACGAGCGGCCACACCAAGUGCAAGACAUUUGCCGAAGUCAAGGAUGCAUAUGCGAAAUACUUUGGCAAGCCCGACGGCCUCAAAAUUGACAGCGAGGGCCGGCUUUGGGCCACGGGACCCGGCGGCGUCCGCGUGUACGACCAGCAGGGCAACUUGCAGGGCCUGCUGCUCACUGGUCGAAAGACGGGCAACCUAGUCUUCAGCCCGGAGCCAGACAACGCCUUGUACAUCACUGCGGAUAACAUGCUGCUGCGCAUGAGGCUCAAGCACAGCAUCGCCGCCUAGUGGCUCUGCUCAUCGUCCUGCCCUUCCUUUGCUGCCGCGGGCGACACGCGGUCAAAGUAUCCUGCCAACCAACAAAUCAAUCAAUCACCACAAUGUUGUUACCUGUUGCGUGAGCAUGCCUCUGGUUCAGAUGCUCUGUUUGUUUCGUUACUUCCGCGUAUUGUGUGUGAGUGAGUGUGUGUGUGUGUGUGUGUGUGUGUGUUUCGUG
This is a messenger RNA of Salpingoeca rosetta, 1356 nucleotides long. RefSeq lists its product as uncharacterized. The coding region runs from base 45 to 1148 and encodes 367 amino acids. Gene Ontology annotation, biological process: methylation. The record is from RefSeq and is a predicted model, not a curated record. The transcript has 6 exons. Lineage: Eukaryota; Choanoflagellata; Craspedida; Salpingoecidae. Gene Ontology annotation, molecular function: nucleic acid binding; methyltransferase activity.